AUGUCUAUGUCAUCUGCAACAGCGGACAACCGCUCGUCAGUCUCGAGCAGCAACACCCCAGGGCCUGCUGCCUCGACCACCACCACCACACCCCAAUCCUCGUCUUCCGUUCCCGCUGCCAACAGCAGCAGCAGCGACGACAACCUCGUCUGCCGCUGGAGCCAGUGCAGCGAGCGCUUCACGACACCAGAGAUUCUUUAUGACCACAUCUGCGAGCGUCAUGUUGGCCGCAAGAGCACCAACAACCUCAACUUGACAUGCCAGUGGAACCAGUGCCGCACGACCACUGUCAAGCGUGACCACAUCACGUCGCACAUCCGUGUGCAUGUGCCGUUGAAGCCUCACAAGUGCGACUUCUGCGGCAAGACCUUCAAGCGGCCGCAGGAUCUCAAGAAGCACGUCAAGACGCACGCCGACGAUUCGGUGCUGGCUCCAAGGCCGGGCCAGGAUCCGACUGGCGGCAUGGGCUCUUCCUACCGCGCCCAUUCGACGUCGUCCAGCUACUACGACCACAACGGCCACAUUCGCACGAACCCUUCCGCCUUUAAUCAGCCGCACCAGGGCGGCGGACACGCUGGCUACUACGCUCAGCAGCAGGCAUACGGUGGCGGACUUUACUUCCCUCCGGCCCUGAACCCCCGCAGCGACGGCUUCAUCGGCGGCCACCACCACAGCCACCAACACGCUCCCCAGCACCAACAGGCACAGCACCACCACCAGCACGCACCGCAACACCAUCUGGCCAGCGGUCCUGCUGAUGUCGGUCACGGUGACUACCCCCAGCGCCGCAACCUGGACGUGCUGAACGAAUUCUUUGGCUCGCUCAAGCGCGGCAAUGUCGACCCGUCUUCGUACGCCCAGGUCGGCCGCUCACUGAUGCCCCUGCAGGCUGGCGGUGGCGGUGGCGGUGUCGCGACGGAGUUCAUGCCACAGCCGCCCCAUCUACUUGCCUCGGCCGCCCAGCAGCAGCAGCAAAACUCAAUGGCGCAGCACUACUUUUUGCCGCCCAUCCCCAACCUACGCACCAAGAACGACCUCGAGGAGAUGGAUGUGCUGCUGGAGCAGAUGCAGACGACCAUCUACGACAACUCGGGCGCCUCGCCGACGCCCAACACACACGCGUUUGACCUGCGCAACAACCCGUCACCUCUGGCGCGGCCCACACUCAUCAACGACCACUACGCCAAUGCGGCCGUGUCGGCUGCGCACAUGCCCUCGCCCCUCACGGCCCUGUCGCACUCCUCGCAGAGCGGCGGCUCGCCCGCCGUGACGCCCCCGUCUAGCGGUGCCUCGUACACAUCCGGCCACUCGCCCAGCACGUCCAGCACGGGCAUGUCGCCAUCGUCGCGCCAGGCCCCGGCCGUGAUGGCCACGUCCGUCGCCGGCAGUAUUGCGUACCCGCACCUGCCAACGUCCAGCGGCGUUGCCUACCCCGGCUCGGCCGCACCGACCACGCUGGGCUCCAGCUUCGGUCCUGACGACCGGCCGUAUCGCGCUGGUAUGUUGCAGAACGCGAGCCGCAAGGUGCGCCCGGAAGACGAGGAUCGGCGCCAGCAGAGACGGGCCUCCAAGGACGCAGUGACGGCCAGCUCGCCGUCGGCCGCAUCGGACGCCAGCAGCGAGCCCGAGUCGUACGACCAGUGGCUCAACAACGUGCGGAUGAUUGAGUCGCUCCGCGAGUACAUCAAGACGCGCCUGACGCGUCAGGAGUAUGACGGGUCCCGCGAGAUGCCUCCGCCACCGGCCUAUGGCCGUGGCCGGGACCUGCCCGAGCCGCCGUUGUCGACGCGGUUGCCGUCACUCAAGUCGGUGAGCGAGGCGCCGCCCCUUUACCCGGCCCUGCGUCUGUCGGAGUAG
This is a messenger RNA of Sporothrix brasiliensis 5110, 1857 nucleotides long. Its product is annotated as zinc finger protein pac1. The record is from RefSeq and is a predicted model, not a curated record. Gene Ontology annotation, biological process: positive regulation of transcription by RNA polymerase II. The coding region runs from base 1 to 1857 and encodes 618 amino acids. The transcript has 3 exons. NCBI's taxonomy places the organism in Eukaryota, Fungi, Ascomycota, Sordariomycetes, Ophiostomatales, Ophiostomataceae. Gene Ontology annotation, cellular component: nucleus.